Molecule: messenger RNA, 1596 nt
Organism: Vombatus ursinus (common wombat)
Lineage: Eukaryota; Metazoa; Chordata; Mammalia; Diprotodontia; Vombatidae
Product: relaxin receptor 1-like
Exons: 12
Coding region: 1-1596 (531 amino acids)
Biological process (GO): G protein-coupled receptor signaling pathway
Cellular component (GO): membrane
Molecular function (GO): G protein-coupled receptor activity; protein-hormone receptor activity; protein binding
Source: RefSeq, a predicted model, not a curated record
AUGCCUCCUAGGCUGCCCUGCUCCAAAUCCUGGCCCUGCUGGUACCUCCGGUGUUCAGGGCCCCUGGCAGCCAAGCCUCCAUCUAGCAUCUGGCAUCUGGCUUGCCAGAGAUCCCAGAGGGCUGGCUCCCACUCCCCAUCUCUUCCCAGUCCCCCAUGCUGUGAGCCCUUACUUAAUGCAGCUCCUGGCAUCCAAAUUCUUCGGGGGAACUUGAUCAAAACAAUUGAGGAAGGGGCCUUCGCCGAGCUUCCUCGCCUGGUGGAGCUAGAUCUGUCCAACAACCUCCUGACAGAGAUGCCUCCAUUGCUGUACCAGGGCCUCCAGGACCUCCAGAUGCUGAACAUCUCUGCCAACCCUCUGAAGCAGAUCCCUGUGGACCACUUCGACAGCCUGCCCCAGCUGCAUUCACUGAGCAUGGAGGGCAUGGAGAUCCCCAACAUUCAGAACCGAAUGUUCCAGAAACUGACCAACCUGUCCCACAUUUACUUCGACCACUUUCAGUACUGCAGCUAUGCCCCCCAUGUGCGCAGCUGUCAGCCCAACACAGAUGGCAUCUCCUCCUUGGAGAACUUGCUGGCCAACCUGCUCCUUCGUGUCUUCGUCUGGGUCAUCGCCUGCGCCACCUGCCUGGGCAACCUCUUCGUGGUGUGCAUGCGCUCCCUCAUCGUGCCUGAGAACUUCCAGCACGCCAUGGCCAUCAAGUGUCUGUGCUGUGCUGACUUCCUCAUGGGCAUUUACCUGUUCUUUAUUGGUGCCUCUGACCUGCGCUAUGCUGGCGAAUACAACAAGCAUGCCCAGGCCUGGAUGGCCAGCUCCCAGUGCCAGGCUGUGGGCUGCCUGGCCAUGCUGUCCUCCGAGGUUUCUGUGCUGUUACUCACCUACAUGACGCUAGAGAAAUACGUAGGCAUCGUCUUUCCUUUUAGCCACUACCGAGCUGGCCGCCGGCAGACCCUCGCCACUCUGGUGGCCAUUUGGUUAGUGGGCUUCACCAUUGCUGUGGUACCCUUCUGGAGCCAAGGCCCCUUUGGCAAUUACUAUGGCAGCAACGGUGUCUGCUUUCCUCUCCAUUUUGACACUCCUGAGAGCACCAUGGCCCAGCACUAUUCCACCGCCAUCUUUCUAGGGGUCAACCUGAUCGCCUUCAUCACCAUGGUCGCAGCCUACAGCAGCAUGUUCCACUCGGUCCGUGUCUCCCGUGCCCGCUCAGCAGAACCCGGCACCUUUUCUCGGGAGGUCUCUAUUGCCAAGCGCUUCUUCUUCAUUGUCUUUACCGAUGCCCUCUGCUGGCUUCCCAUCUUCCUCCUAAAGCUGCUGUCGCUGCUGCAGCUGGAAAUCCCAGGCACAAUUACCUCUUGGGUGGUCAUCUUCAUCCUGCCCAUCAACAGCGCCCUGAACCCUGUCCUCUAUACCAUCACCACGUCACCAUUCCAGGAGAGACUGAAGCAGUGUCUUCGGCGAGAGACUCAUUCUCUUCCCUCCUCCCAAUCCACAGGCCCAAGCUUCACCCUGGUGCCACUCCAAGUCACUAGUACCAGAGACCUGUUGGGCCCAGUGGGCCAGCGCACAGGGAGGACUGUAUUUGGGCCUCAGGACUGA